Molecule: messenger RNA, 1221 nt
Organism: Aspergillus homomorphus CBS 101889
Lineage: Eukaryota; Fungi; Ascomycota; Eurotiomycetes; Eurotiales; Aspergillaceae
Exons: 3
Coding region: 108-986 (292 amino acids)
Biological process (GO): negative regulation of DNA-templated transcription
Molecular function (GO): DNA-binding transcription factor activity
Source: RefSeq, a predicted model, not a curated record
GCCCAGCCUAUCCUGCUUGGACCAUCGGUGCACUACUCGCCUAUUCCCAUCACUCUUCUCUUGCUCAUACUUCAUUCCCCACCUUCUCCGCUCCUAUCUCAUACAACAUGUCAGACAUCGCAGCCCUGGAGGCUGAAGUCAAGGAGUUCAAGCUUCAGCUUGAAACCGUCCAAUCGAGUUUGCAGGUAGACCCAGACAACGAAGAAUUGCAGAAUCUCAAAACUGAGCUGGAAGAACUUAUAAACCUUACCGAAACAACCAUCGCCGAACUGAAACCGCCUGCACCACCCGCACCCCAACCGGCCGCCGGCCCCGCGGCGAAGGACAAAGGAGUGACAUCCAACAACUACCGCAAACCGACUGUCGAACAGCCCGAGGAGUCGUCAGCGCCAUCAUCGCACCAGUCGUCCUUUACAGUCAACGAAAAUGUUCUCGCCCGCUGGGUCUCGGGCGAUAACUCGUUCUAUCCGGCGCGCAUCACCUCCAUCACCGGCUCCUCGAGCAAUCCCGUGUACCUGGUCUCGUUCAAGUCGUACGGGACGGUGGAAUCUCUGACCCUCAAGGACAUCCGGCCACUCACUAGCAAUGACUCGCGUAAGCGCAAGGCUGAUGCAGGCUCAGGCAAUUCUUCAUCGCAAUCACCGGCACCCCAAACACCCCACUCGAGCGUGAUUUCCGCGGCCGCGGACAUCAAUCCCGCGUUGGCCAACCAGGCGCGUCAGGAGCCGACCAAGGUGAGCGAUGGAUCCGCGCGGCCCAGCAAGGUCGCCCGUAAGGUGAAGGCCAAUAAGGAGCUGGAGGAGGGCAAGAUGAAGUGGAAGGACUUCGCUAACAAGGGGAAGCUCGGCCGCAAGAAGGAGAGUAUGUUCCGAACGGGAGAUGGAUUGAACGCUCGAGUGGGUUUCACGGGGUCCGGCCAGCAGAUGCGCAAAGAUCCUACGCGAUCUCGACAUGUCUACCAGCAAGGCGAGGAUGAAGGAUACUAGUUUCUUGAGUGUUGUUCGAUGGGAUACUUCCCGCCGUUACCUCGCGUCCUUUACCAUGCAUCACAUCGCUAACGGGCUAUGGUGACAGAUCUACUGCAAGUCGAGCCUGUCGCAUGAGCGGGGGUGGAUUGUCGAUGGCCACAGCCGCUGCUGUGGUGGGACAUCAGACCAUUACCUAUGAAUGAUCUUCUCUGUGUAAUUUAUUUUAUCUCUAUUUUAUUAAAUAUUGGCAGCC